UAUUACUGCAGCCAGACAUUUGAAAUUAAUUAAAACUAACACGCAUAUGAGCUCCAUUUCACAAUAAAAGACCAAAAAUACAAAUUAACAGUGUUAAUUAAUACAGAUUCACUAAUUCUUCACAUUGCGUGUCACAUUCAUAAUAUAUAUAAUGUUAUGUGGCCACACCUCUUGUUUUCUGAAGGAGCUCUCAGCUGGACCACUACAAAUAACUGAUCCUCCUCCUCCUGCAGCCUCCAGACCUGCAGCAUCCUCUGGACCUUUCAGGAACCAAGCAGCAAGCAUGAAUCAAAGCGUCUGGAGCGAAGGGAUGUACUCUUCCAGCAGCGUUUGCCUGGACGGCUGCACUGCAGAACAUCUUUCCCCGUUUCAGCAUUCAGAGGCAUUAAGUGUUUCUGCGACUUUCCACAGAGACGGCGAGAGCAUGAAAACGCUACCCGACGGUUCUUAUUACAGCACCAGAGACGCAGCUUCUGGUCUGAUCUGUUCAAACCAGCUCAGUUCAUCCAGAGACGACACCGCUGGACAUUUACCCAACCCCUACCUCCACCAGGACUGGAACCUGAACAGCGGUCGCCAGGCAAAGCGAGCAAGAGUGGAAAAUAUCAUCAAAGGUAUGACCGGCUCUCCUGGUUUGUGCUGCUCAGGUGUGACAACAGAUCAGGACUGUGUGCAGGAAGAAGAAGAAACCAUUGAAGAGCUGCCUUUAAAUCUGAAACACUUGGACCGAAGUGGAUCGAGUCAAAGUCGGGCAACAAGAAAACAGAACCUCAGACAGCUCAGAACAAGAUUCAGUCACACAGAUGAAAGAAGUGAAAUCACAGACAGCAGCAAGGAGGAGAAAUACCCCAGAGAUUCUCCUGAAACAUCUUUGAGUGACACGUUUACUGACCCGUACUGUGAGUUUGAAAGCAGAAAACAUCAAGGGUGGAAGAAGGUGAAGCUCAUGAGCUACUUUCAGUCCAAACCGGAUCGGAUAAAGCUGAUGGCAGAUGUUUUAAAGCAUGAACUGUCCAGAGCUGUGAGCAGAAGUGUGGACUCGAUUUUCAAAAGCAUGCCACUGCUACAGACUAACGAUGUGGAGAACGUAGAGACUGAUAUGGAUCUUCAGUCGUCGACACGUAGAGAUAAUAAACUUCCUUGCUGCGGGGCUACAGAGGUACCAGAUGUUCAGACAGAAGCUUUAUCUCUGGUUUUGCAGAAGCCUAACGUGGAAACAUCCAACAAGUUUGUCCUCCAGUCCAGGCUGAAACCUCGCCAUCGUCCCAAAUCUCCAAACACCUUCAGCCACGACUCGGCUCAGCGUGAGGAUCGAGUAUCAGAGAAGAACCACAAAUGUUUGCCGGAAGUCGCUCAGUCGAAGUUUGAGGCGUUUGAUGCGCAUUGGAAUUCGGUCAAAGUGAGAUCGAAGGUCAACUCCAGAUCGGUGAGAAGUCCACAGAUUCACACUGUGUCCGUGGAUCCAAUGCUUCUGGAGACUCUGUGUCUCCCUCACGUGAAGAUCGAGUCGGACAGCCUGGUGAAGAACAACCUGUACAUGCUGAAUGAGGGUCUGACCACAAACCAUCUGAAGAAAGCAAAGCUCAUGUUCUUCUACACUCGCUACCCGAGUUCUCUGGUGCUGAAGAUGUGUUUCCACGAUGUACAGUUCACGCGCUGCAUCACCUCCCAGCUCAUCAAGUGGUUCAGUAACUUCAGAGAGUUCUACUACAUCCAGAUGGAGAAGUUCGCCCGUCACGCUCUGAUGGAGGGGGUGGCCGACGCCCGGCGUCUGGCUGUGGGCAGAGAAUCAGAACUUUUCAGAGCUCUUAACAUGCACUACAACAAGGCCAAUGACUUCCAGGUCCCUGAGAGAUUCCUGGAAGUUGCUGAGAUCACACUGAGGGAGUUUUACAUUGCCGUUUCAAUGGGGAAGGAUCGAGAUCCAUCCUGGAAGAAAGCGAUCUACAAGGUGAUCUGUAAACUGGACAGCGACGUACCAGCCGAGUUCAAAAGCCAGCACACUGGAUAGGAACCACGCAGAAGACAUUAAUGUGCCACAGCGGUUAUUGUCACAAUGUGGACUUACUCACUUCUUGGUCAGCAAACUGCUUUGUCUUCAUGUAAACACAAACAAUAUUGUAAAAUAGCUGAGCCAUCUGUUAAGUGAAUGACAGGCCUUAACAUCUUUAAUCUCCAUGAAUGUGCCAGACUGUUGGCAGUGGAGUCUUAAUAUGUCACAGACAUUCUCAGCUGUUAUUGUUGCCUCAUUGGGGUGGUUUGAUGUAAUAUGUACUUUGCUAUAUUAAACACAUUACAUAGCAAUAAUACAUAUUUUGCAGGAUUUUACCAGUGAAGUGUACUCUGGUCACAGAGAUCAUAUUUUCUGUUUUUUUUUUCUCGGUGGAUAUUUUUCUGUAAUAAACACAAAAUAAGGUCCACACCAAGUAAAGAAAAUGUUUAAUGUUCAAGGACAGAGUUUGAAAAUGACAAAUGUAAUGAUAAAUUUACAGGAUAUACACAAACAGAAAUUCCUGAAACUGUUCAAAUGCUUCUUUCUCUCUUCCAUACUCACCAUAUGGAUCCAUCCAUUCAUUUUCCAAACAAUAUACUGUGAGACUUGUUGUCCAUUGGGCAAAUUAAAAAUCGU
Messenger RNA from Amphiprion ocellaris (clown anemonefish), 2629 nucleotides. Its product is annotated as prospero homeobox protein 2-like. The record is from RefSeq and is a predicted model, not a curated record. Bases 152 to 2011 code for a protein of 619 amino acids. Gene Ontology annotation, molecular function: DNA-binding transcription factor activity, RNA polymerase II-specific; RNA polymerase II cis-regulatory region sequence-specific DNA binding. Gene Ontology annotation, biological process: regulation of transcription by RNA polymerase II. The transcript is spliced from 5 exons. Lineage: Eukaryota; Metazoa; Chordata; Actinopteri; Pomacentridae. Gene Ontology annotation, cellular component: nucleus.